AAUAUACUAGUAUCUAUGGUCAAAGGUUUGGCCAUAGAUGGUGAAUAUCAGUGGAAAAAUUUGUACAGUAGUUACUGUUUGUUUGGUGCAGUGGGAUAUCGGAUUAUGGGUGACGCUGAGUUUGAUGACAUGAGGGCGAAGCGCUUAGGUUUAGCGCAUUCGAAAUAUAAAGAAAAUGAGUUCGAUAAUAGGAAUGCUGCAGAGGAAAAAAAACGCGAACAAGAGGAAAUGAAAAAUAGUAUUCUUAGCCAAGUCUUGGAUCAGUCGGCGAGAGCUCGACUAAAUACUCUGAUGAUCGGUAAACCAGAAAAAGGUCGCCUAAUUGAAGAUAUGAUUGUGCACAUGGCAAGGACGGGUCAGCUUAUGGGAAAGUUAAAUGAAAAUGGACUCAUUAACAUAAUGGAAAAAGUUAGUGAACGGAUGCAGCGACCUACUACAACUGUCAAAUUUGAUCGACGACGAGCGGCCUUGGAUGAUUCUGAUGAUGAUAUAUAAUGAAAUAGCUGGAAGAAAGAAGGAAACUGCAACUGAAAGAAAAUAAUCUGAAAUUAAUUUAAAAGGACUGAAUUAUAGAAUUUUCAUAUCCAUAAUAUUGUUUAUGAUACAUGCUCAUUAACUUUCAUUUAAUACAAGCUUAAAUUCUUUAUGGAAGCUUGUAAAAUUACACUGCAUUAAAUGAUGAAAAUAAUUUCUUUUUUAAAACAUGUACAGUAUUUUUCCACUAAAAGUGAAAUCUUAAAAAUUAAGUGGGUAAAGUAUUGACUUUUGCUAAAAAGUUUGCUGUUGUUGUGUUGUCAACACAAAUAACUAUUGAAGUACUGUAGUGACAAUUUCCCAGGCAAUGCAAGGUGCAGAAACUAGAAGAAAAAAAAUUGACACUAACAUGUUUAUAUCAAGUACUUUGUAUGCUGGAACAGGCUGACAACCAAACAAUAAUUUGUGUGUGUGCGUGCUUGCUUAUUUACAAGUAAAUUACAAAAAUGUAUGUAAAUAUCACUGGUCCACAUAAAUACCCCAUUAUGUUAUAGUUGGCAUGUUAAUGUAUUGUUGUCAUAACUCCUGUCAACUUCCUAUUUUUAGUAUUUGUUUAAUUAUUAAUUAUCUUAUCUUAUAUUAAUCUUUUGUUAUAAAUGCCUCAUAAGUUGUCAUUUUCGAGUAUUUCCACCAGCUGGACAUGGCAACAGUUCUUUAUGCUAUAGUGGCUGCCCUAUAGUUAACAUUGUCAACUUAUUUUGUUGUAUUAGUAACCAAAGAAUUUUGUGGAUUCUGCACUUCUACAGCAUCUGGCAUCAUGCUAUGAUAUUAUACUUCAAACAUCUGCAAGUAGAAUGUAGGUGCAGUUACGUUCGGAGUUAGUGAUUAAGAGAAGACAUGGAAACUUUAUAAGGCAAAGAGUGGGAGAGACAAUUCUAGCAUUCUGGUUUAUUUUUUUAUGUCAACUGAAUAAACUGUCAGAAUCAAACCAGGACUAGUUAUCAUACAAAAUGUGUGAUUAUUAAAAUUAAUCAACCUUGA
Schistocerca gregaria is the source of this 1515-nucleotide messenger RNA. RefSeq names its product programmed cell death protein 5 (gene PDCD-5). Gene Ontology annotation, cellular component: nucleus; cytosol. Gene Ontology annotation, molecular function: DNA binding. Bases 16 to 495 code for a protein of 159 amino acids. The transcript has 4 exons. Lineage: Eukaryota; Metazoa; Arthropoda; Insecta; Orthoptera; Acrididae. The record is from RefSeq and is a predicted model, not a curated record.